This is a messenger RNA of Phasianus colchicus (ring-necked pheasant), 3078 nucleotides long. The record is from RefSeq and is a predicted model, not a curated record. NCBI's taxonomy places the organism in Eukaryota, Metazoa, Chordata, Aves, Galliformes, Phasianidae.
AUGAUUAUAAUCUUCAGUGAAGUUGGGGAGUACUACUGUUUGUAACUUUCUCGUGAUGAUUGGAAGCUUUGGAGGCAUCUGUAUUUAGCCUGGAGUCAUAGCAUCUAUGGAUGGCUGCUAUCUGUUCUAUUGCAGGCAAGGGACCUGAAACUCUUUAUGCGGGGCAGAAACUAAACGACAAUGAGUGGCACACUGUUCGGGUAGUUCGACGUGGAAAGAGCCUCAAACUGAUGGUGGAUGAUGACGUUGCUGAGGGCACAAUGGUUGGUGAUCACACCCGCUUGGAGUUCCAUAACAUCGAGACAGGGAUCAUGACGGAGAAACGUUACAUUUCUGUCAUCCCUUCUAGCUUUAUUGGUCACCUUCAGAGCCUCAUGUUCAAUGGGAUGCUCUACAUUGACCUGUGCAAGAAUGGUGAUAUUGACUACUGUGAACUGAAGGCACGCUUUGGUCUCCGCAACAUUAUAGCUGACCCUGUGACAUUCAAGACUAAGAGCAGCUACUUGAGUCUGGCCACCUUGCAGGCUUAUACAUCCAUGCACCUCUUCUUUCAGUUCAAGACCACUUCAGCUGAUGGUUUCAUACUCUUUAACAGCGGUGAUGGUAAUGACUUCAUUGCAGUUGAGCUAGUCAAGGGCUAUAUACACUAUGUGUUUGACCUUGGGAAUGGACCCAAUGUUAUUAAAGGCAACAGUGACCGUCCUCUCAAUGACAACCAGUGGCACAAUGUUGUCAUCACCAGAGAUAACAGUAACACACACAGUCUAAAGGUGGACACUAAGAUGGUCACUCAAGUUAUCAAUGGAGCCAAAAAUCUGGAUCUUAAGGGUGAUCUCUACAUUGCUGGUCUAGCUCAAGGCAUGUACAGCAACCUUCCAAAGCUAGUGGCCUCACGUGACGGAUUUCAGGGCUGUCUAGCAUCUGUGGACUUGAAUGGGCGUCUGCCUGAUCUAAUAAAUGACGCUCUGCACCGCAGUGGGCAGAUUGAACGUGGAUGUGAAGGACCAAGCACUACCUGCCAAGAAGAUUCCUGUGCAAAUCAGGGUAUCUGUAAUCAGCAGUGGGAAGGCUUCACUUGUGAUUGCUCCAUGACUUCAUAUUCUGGGAGCCAGUGUAAUGACCGUAAGUCAUUUUUUUCCAUUGGAUUACAGAGAGCAGUGAGUUCUGAUAGAUUAGAGCACAGAGAAUACACAAUUAGUUUUACUUACAGUGGAAAUAAAGUCUUUCCAGUGGUAAAUCCAAAUUUUAUUUCCUCAAAAGGUUUCUUGAAGCAUGCAGCAAGUUAUUUUUCCAUUGCUAAAAUGAACAUGUGGAAGCAUAUAUUUGAUAUACGUGUAUUUUGGAGGUGGUUCUUGCCUUUGACAACCAGAUCAAUGAUAGUAAUUGAUGUUAAUGGAAUACUGAGUUUAGAGAAACAAAUUGACUUGUGUGUAUUAUGUAUACUAUUAACAUAGGUACAAAAUAUCUAUAUCUUGUAUGCUGAAUUAUGCUUUGAUGUUUUCAUUCAAGCUUUUCUGGCAGAGAAACGACAUUGAUAUAAAACUGCUUAGCACUGUUCUAGAUUUUCUGUAUGCAAUGAUGAAUGUUUAGGAAUUGGUUGCUAGUAACAGUGUUUUACUUCCUUGUAUUCUUCCCAAAACAUUGGAUCUUAUGUUAUUGGCCAAUGACUACUAAGGUAAACUUGCUAAAACAGUUAAACAAAAACCUGAAGCCCUCUUUUGGCCCUCAAAUGUUUGUCUGUUCAUUCUGAUAAGACAUUUGCUCCUGGAAGCAGGAAGCAGAUCACAUUAGCUCUGUUUUCUCUCAGCUUCUGUUAAGCAGGUAGCUAGUUCCCAUUUCCUUCCCUGCUCCAAGGCAUGGAAGCAAAGAAGCACACACCAUCAGUGCUGUAAUAAGCAUAAUUGUAAUCAUCAAUAAUUUGGCUUAUUGUGUGCAGAAACUUUAAGGCUGGAAAAGUAUGACCACCUGCAUUUCAUAAGCUGCUGCUUUUGAUUAUGUAUAUUUAUGAGAGAAUUUAUUAGGAAUAACAGUAAGGUGUGUGAUAUUAGCGCAGUGUCAUACUUGUAUCCUUCUCCUUGGAGUCUUAGAUAUGGCUGAAUUGAUGACAAAAAUGGCAAACUGUUUAACAAGUAUUCACAGUCUGUUCCUGCUGAAGGCCAGAAAGCCUGCAUUUCUGUGACUCUUUCAUCAAUUGAAAUGUUACUUGAAUUGCUCUCCCCUUUCUCCCAGUAUAGUUGCCUCAAACAAGUAUUGAAAAGGCUGCUCUGUGCUUCAGCACUGGCUGUAUAAGAAGGGUACUACAGACACAGAUCUAGAGGCUCCAGUGUCAGAUCUGUUUUUAGAUUAAUUUGGAAUCUAGAAUGACUCAGUUCGGUCUAAAAGAAACAUUUAAUAUCAGAGCAACAGGAUGUGACACUGAUUUUCUGCAUUUUUGUUUUAAUUUUUUUUUUGGGGGGGGGAGAGCAGAAUAAGAGGUAUGUGAGGGGAUCUGGAAACCCUGUUGGACAUUCAGCUCUCCAUUCCUGCACCCCUCUUGUUCAGAGAGUUCAGUUUAGUACUGCUAAGCAUAACACCUUAAAACAAUGGUGUAAAAUAAGUGCUUCUUUGGAAUGUAUUGGACUGUAUUUAAGUAUGUGAUGUGGAAAUCUCUGAAGAGAGAUACUGCAGUUUUGUUUCAAAUGUGUUGGACUUCACAUCUCCAGAAUGCUCUAGUGCCUUUGUUAGGCUGUUGUUAAUGACUUAAAGCAGGUUCUCGGAUGUCAAAAAACCAGGUUCCCAUGGCUGUAAUUGAAGAUUCCUUGUUGCUUUUUAGAGCUGAUGUUUAGAAACCAUGCAGAUCAGAGGUGGUAGUUCAAUUGAAGAGGAGGUGAUUUGAGCAAGGUAGUAGUCAGCUUCCUAGUAUCUGGCCUGUCUGGUGAUUUAGAAAUGCUGACAGGAGGUUGUGGGUUUUAAAAUGGACUGGAAAGGUAAGUCACAUGGAUUCCUGAAACACAAUGGGACUUCAACCAGGAUCAUCAAAACGUGCGUAUAACCUUCUUGUGUAUUCUUUUUUUUAGUGAGUCUUUGCUUUGUAUCAGG